Trichophyton benhamiae CBS 112371 is the source of this 2061-nucleotide messenger RNA. RefSeq lists its product as uncharacterized. The coding region runs from base 1 to 2061 and encodes 686 amino acids. The record is from RefSeq and is a predicted model, not a curated record. The transcript has 2 exons. NCBI's taxonomy places the organism in Eukaryota, Fungi, Ascomycota, Eurotiomycetes, Onygenales, Arthrodermataceae.
AUGCCUGACGAGCACAUACCUGGUUCAGACGGGCAACCAGUCCUGUCUGAACAAUCUGCUAUUCCUAUAGUCGAUCACGACCCGGACCGGGCCAACAACGACAAUAUCCUUCCCUUCGGCCUUGCAAACGACGUUCCUUCAGUGGUACCAGUCUGGCUAUCUGAAAGUUCCAAGUCCUUCCGCUGGGGCUGGGUGCCACUUCCGUUGCGCAAGGCUGGACGUGCGACAGUUAAAUGGUUAAAGGGCCCAGACCCACCCCAUAAUCUACGAUUUGAACCUCUCUUCCCAAGUAUUCAGGAGGCUCCUGUUCUCUUCUUGGAGCAAUACUUCCCGAAGAGAAAGCAGAAGAUAUUCUUACUACUGGGGCUUUAUUUCGCCUGGUUUCUGUCAUGGGGUCUUAUCCUACGACAUUCAGCAUCUUCAGGCCACAUCGAAGGAUAUGGGAUUCCGAGCCCAAUAGGUUGCAGUGCGAAUUACUGGCCUUUUGAAGCCUCCUCCUUUGCGUUCCGAUGCCCGGCUUUCUGCACAAGCACAAAGCUACUCAACCCUUACAUUGUUGGCAAUCAAACGCUGAAUUAUCAGCCUCUUAUCGUCGGCGGUCCUGCACCGGGAGCUCCCAAAGAAGAUGCAAUAUAUCGUGCAGACAGUUACGUUUGCCAGGCUGCAAUACAUGCUGGUGUUGUUUCUGGUGCCAACGGAGGAUGCGGUGUUGUGCAGUUGGUAGGCUCUUCUGACGAGUACUUCGCUAGCGAAGCACAUGGAUUCAAUUCCACCGGAUUUCCAUCCAAGUUUCCAAAGUCAUACAAGUUCGUGAAGUUAGAGGGGAAAGAAUUCAAGUGUCCACGGGAUAUGAGAUGGGUUCUACUCGCCAUCACCGCAACCACGCUCGCGCUUCUGUCUAUAUUCACCACCUCACCUGCCGUUUUCUUCUUCAGCACGUUCGUUAUCCUUAUCAUGCAUGUGGGUCUUGUCUCAGACCCUCCCGGAGUUGCUGGUAUGGCCGAACUGCUCUCCAUGCUGUUCUCCCGUCUUCUACCGGCCAGUUUCAUUGCCUAUGUCCUAUAUCUAUAUUGCGCGGUACCGCUGCUUAAACCGCUCUCCUCUCCACCGAUGUACCAGAUCACCAGAACCAUCUUAUACCUAGUUCCAGCCUUCAUCGGAGCGCUCAACAACUACACUUUCGCGAGUUGGAUUCCAAUUCAACGCCUCACCCCACAUGACAUACAGAAUCAACCGGGUGCUCCUGUUGCAUUGGCUAUUGUUUUGACUAUCGUCAUCUCUAUAGUCCUUACCCAAGCCUGGCAGAUACGCCAGGGAGGCCUAUUUUUCCACUUCAUCAAAAUUUAUCUGGUCAUUGCGAUUUCAAUAUUUAUUCUGCUUGCUCUUCCGGGACUACGUCUACGUAUCCAUCACUACAUAUUAGCUAUUCUCCUCAUGCCCGGGACUGCUAUACCUACUCGACCCUCUAUUAUAUACCAGGGCCUUCUCCUCGGCCUCUUCGUUCAUGGUGUUGGAAGAUGGGGUUUUGCUUCCAUAAUUGAAACCCCCGAUGCACUAGGGGAGAUUCCGGGAGUCGGUACUUGGUGGGGUGCUACCUCCCCAAACAUCACCAACUCAUCCGCUACAGUCUCUCUUGCCUUGCCAUACGAGAGUCACUAUUUCCCCGGCAACGGCAAUAUUACAUUCGAGCUAUGGGAUCGAAAGCUGAUGAAAGAGCUAAAUGUUGACGGUGUUAGUGUUCUUAUUAAUGAUGUCGAACGCUGGCGUGGAUAUGUGGAUGAAACCAAAAAAGGGAUAUUCACAUGGCAGCGUCGCGGUCGUCAGGGGCUAAGUACUAGAGAACUUAGUGCCCUAUCUACACUGGGAGAGUCUCCGUUGAGGAAUUACUAUGACGAUGAUGAUAAUGACGACGAUGACAAUGACGAUGAAAUAAAUUUCCCGCCCCAGGACUUAUUCUUCCGGUUUGCGUUUUUGCGUGGCUCGACAGCGGGGCUAUACGGUGGUGUUGGUGUUUGGCUAAAGAACGGGACUUGGGUGCCCCCACCCCCACCAAGGACAUGA